AUGCUCAUCCCCAUGUCCCACCUGGACCUGGUGGUAUCAGGGAAAGAAGACUCCAAGUGUCCUGCAGGUCAUGAGAUUGUGGCCCAAAGACUCCUGGAGUUUGUCCUUGGAGGCCAGGAUCAUGAUGAGGUCGUGACCCACGUCGAUGACCAGAUCUUCAGCUCACAGGCUGAUCUUUUUGCAGAAGGACACGGAUUUCUCUACAAAACAUUUGGGAUCCGGCCACAGUUCUCCUGGCAGGUGGACUCACUUGGCACUUCUGCCACGACCCCCACCCUGUUUGCCCUGGCGGGCUUCAGUGGCCACAUCAUCUCCCGGAUCGACUAUGACUUGAAAGAGGCCAUGCAGAAGGACCAGGAGAUGCAGUUCGUGUGGAGAGGAUCCAGGUCCCUGCUGGCGCAGCAGGAAAUCUUCACGCAUGUCCUGGAUGAGAACGGCUACUGCUCUGAAGGGUUUUUCUUCCAAGAUCAAUGCACUGAUGAGAGGUUCACCCCCAGUGACAUGCCUGAGGACAACAUUCAAAUGUAUACCAAGAAACUGUUGAACAAUGCGCGGGAACGAUUCAUCUGGUUCCAGACAGGACAUGUUCUCUGGCCAUGGCGAUGCAACAGGCAGUUCUUCAAUGCCUCAGUGCAAUUUGCCAACAUGGACCGUCUGAUGAACUACAUCAACAGCCUCACACCCAAGACUGGUAUCUUCUUUGAGUAUGCCACGCUGAGCGACUACUUCCAAGCCAUACACUCAAACAUGUCAGGGCCUGUCUGAAACCACUGAAACUUCCUGCCCUAUACCUCAGAUACGUUCCAUUCCUGGACCGGGUUCUACGCCUCCCGCAGCGGGCUCAAGGGGCUGGCGCGGCGAGCCAGCGCUCUGCUCUACGCCGGGGAGUCCAUGUUCACACUCAUGUUGGCUCCACACCGGUUCCUGGACCGGGCCUGGGCCCUGCAGCAGCUCCAGAAGCUCCGCUGGGCGGUCUCCGAGGUCCAGCACCAUUACGCCACCACAGGGAUUCACACCCCCAACGUGAGAGACAUGUUUGUGGAGCACCUGAGCACCGGGAUGCAGGGGGUACGCAAGCUGAUGGCCUCCAUCAUCCAGGACAGGUCCCUGGCCCUCUCUGGCCCAGAGCCUGGGGGGCAUUUUGCUGUGGUCUAUAAUCCCCUGGCCUGGACAGUCACCACCAUCGUCACCCUGACUGUGAACUUCCCUGAGGUCAACCUCACAGAUGAGACAGGCAACCCCGUGCCUGCACAGGUCCAGAACUCAAAGAAGAUGCCAUCUGCCUAUGACCUGCUUGUGCUGACAACGAUCCCAGGACUCUGCUACCAGUAUUACAUCAUCAGGCCCAUGAGGAGGGCCCAGAAGGACACUCAGGAGACUGGGGCCUCCGUGGACAGCACCAACCAGUUUGGCUGCAGACCCAGGACAAAUCGUAGGCAAGUGGGCAGACAUGUGGGGAAUGACUGCUACACCAUGUUCCUGGGCAAGGACACCAACCUGAUGCACAGCAUCUGGGAGAGGCAGAGUAACCAAAACAUCCAGGUGACCCAGGAGUUCAUGAAAUACCACGGUAACAGUGAUGAGGGUCAGGUAUCCAUUUCCGAUAACUACGUGUUUGCUCCUAAUGGUACAGCGAAGCCAGCCUGGGUGGCUGUGGAAAUGGAGAUCCUGGAGGGGCAGCUCUUGACCGAGAUCUGGCAAUGCUUCUACAGGACGGUGAAUGACAGGGACCCUGCGUACACUAUCUACUCCCGGCUGGCCCGCGGGCCCCCGGGCGCUGACGGGGAGCUGCUGGGUCACCGCAUAGAGCAGGAGUACAGGGUGGGCCCCUUGGAGCUGAACCGCGAGGCCAUCUUGAGGACCAGCACCAAUCUCAUCACCGGGCGGGUCCUCUACUCCAACAACAACGGGUACCAGACGCAGCGCAGAGCCUACAAGCGGUACAUGGCGAACACUAUAGCUCGGAAUUACUACCCCACGACUCCGUCGGCCUUCAUCCAGGACAGACAGAGCAGGCUGGUGCUGCUGUCGGAGCAGGCGCACAGCGUCUCCAGCCAAGGGAGCGGGCAGAUGGAGGUCAUGCUCCAUCGGCAGCUGUUGAUCAAACAGCAGUGGGCCCUGUCUGUCAACGUCAUGCUGAACGACACCUCGGUUAUCCACUCGGUGCUCUGGCUCCUGCUGGGACCCUUGACCCUCAUCAGGGACCUCGGCCAGAGGAGCAGGGUGACGCUGCAGCACAGACCCGUGGUGCUGCUUCGAGAGCUGAGCGAGACUACCCGGGUUCACCCGGACUUCCAGCAGCAGGAAGCUGUGACGCUGCCUCCAAGUCUCCACCUGCAGAUCCUCAGCAUCCCAGGCUGGAUGUACAACUCAAACCACACAAAGCACCUGCAGAAUCUUCAGAAAGGCCAUCAAGGACAGGCCAAAGUGGACUUCUGCCGAGUCCAGCUGCGGCUUCACCACCUGUAUGAGAAGGGACAGCACCCUGUCCUGUCUCAGCCUGUGACAGUGACUCUGCAGCUCGGCACCUGGGGAGACCAGCUCCUCCUCGGCCUCAGUUCCCUCAUCUGUAAAAUGGGGCUGCCCAUCCUGUCUAUCCUGUCCAUCCCUGGUGGCUCAGCUGGUGGCGCACACCGUCCCUUGCCACCCCACAGAGGCCCUGACAUCACCAUCCACCCAAAGGAGAUCCAGACGUUCUUCAUUCACUUUCAAGAGCAGUGA
Molecule: messenger RNA, 2721 nt
Organism: Capra hircus (goat)
Lineage: Eukaryota; Metazoa; Chordata; Mammalia; Artiodactyla; Bovidae
Product: epididymis-specific alpha-mannosidase
Biological process (GO): mannose metabolic process
Cellular component (GO): lysosome
Molecular function (GO): alpha-mannosidase activity; carbohydrate binding
Source: RefSeq, a predicted model, not a curated record